AUGGUGAAAUCGACCCUAAACCGUUUCAAGAACUUUGAUGCCUACGCCAAAACCCUAGAUGACUUUCGAGUCAAGACCUCCACCGGCGCCGUAGUAACGCUUGUGAGUGCAGUUGUUAUUGCAGUCCUGCUGUUGGGCGAGUUCUUUGACUACCGAUCGGUGCACACCGAGUCCUCGCUUAUUGUUGAUGGCGGCAGGAAGGCCAAGAUGGCCAUUGACUUUGAUAUCUCCUUCCCCAAGAUCCCUUGCUACAUUUUGACGCUGGACGUUAUGGAUGUUGCAGGAGAGCACCAGAGCGAUAUUUCUCACUCAGUCUACAAGGUCCAGUUGUCGCCCGAUGGUUCCGAGAUCAAGCGCGAAAGAGCACCCAACCUGGGUGACACUGGCCCAGAUCCCAAGGACGUUGGAGCAGACUACUGUGGAGACUGUGGUGGCGCAAUCAAGCCUGAAAGUGGAUGCUGCAAUACUUGCGAGGACGUCAGGCAGGCCUAUGUCCGUUCUGGAUGGGCCUUCACCCGCCCUGAAGGCAUUGAGCAGUGCGUUCGUGAGGGAUACAUGGAUAAAAUGAAGGAGCAGGCGGACCAAGGAUGUAGAAUGCACGGCCAGAUCACCGUCAACAAGGUCGCAGGAAACUUCCACAUUGCCCCCGGUCGUUCUUUCCAGAGCGGAAACAUGCACGUCCACGACAUUCAACAAUACCUCCAGCACGGACUGGAUUUCUCGCACCACAUCAAGCACCUCAGCUUCGGCGAGAAGGUUCCCAACGUCCACAAUCCUCUGGAUGAUCAGAGCGUCGAUGGAGCAGAGGGCUUGCACAUGUUCCAGUACUAUGUCAAGGUCGUUGGGACAAAAUACUUUUAUCUGAACAGGAUGCCCGUCAAUACCAAUCAGUACUCUGUCACGCAGUUCAAUCGCAACUUGCUUCAGAAGAACGCCAUGGGCGUGGCCAUGCAGCCCACUGGUUUGCCAGGUGUGUUCUUCAACUUUGAUAUCUCGCCAAUGCUGGUGAUUCAGAAGGAGGAGCGAAAGUCGUUCACGUCGUUCUUGACAGGAGUGUGUGCUAUUGUCGGAGGUAUCUUUACGGUAGCCGGCAUUAUCGACGGAGCCAUCUGGCGCGCGGAGAGGACGCUCAAGCGUAAGAUGGAGCUCGGCAAGGCCCUCUAG
Molecule: messenger RNA, 1164 nt
Organism: Linnemannia hyalina
Lineage: Eukaryota; Fungi; Mortierellomycota; Mortierellomycetes; Mortierellales; Mortierellaceae
Source: the annotation of a GenBank genome assembly